Molecule: messenger RNA, 2265 nt
Organism: Strongyloides ratti
Lineage: Eukaryota; Metazoa; Nematoda; Chromadorea; Rhabditida; Strongyloididae
Exons: 2
Coding region: 1-2265 (754 amino acids)
Source: RefSeq, a predicted model, not a curated record
AUGAAUAAAGAAAGAUUGCUUACUCUUCUUGAUAAAAAUGGAAUUCCAUAUUCUAAAAUAAGACCAGAUUUAUCCUCAAGAAAUAUUAAUAAUAUUGAUAGAAAAAAAAGUCAAUCAUUUUCAUUAUCAGGAUUUGGGAAAAUUGUUGAUAUAAUUAUUAUUCUUUUAAUUCUUUUAAGUUUAUCAUAUUUUUUUGUAUAUGUAAGACUUAUUGUUUAUAACAAAAAUUGGAUAAAAAAUUCUCAAGAUCUAGAAAAUGAAAAAAUUGUUUAUUUACAAAAAUUACGUAAUGGCAUUGAGUAUGAAAAUAUAAAUAAUCCAGGCAUAAAUAUAUGUAAACGUGAAAAUUAUUUAAAAAAUUGUCAUGAAGAAAAUAUUAAAUGGAAUAAUGAUAUUAGUACUAAAAAAAGUUAUGAAAAAUAUUUUGCUGAUGCAGAAAAAUAUAAAAAUAUUAGAAUACCUUAUCAUAAAGAAGUAAAGCUGCUUUAUGAUAAAUGUAUUUCUGAUAGUAUUACACAAAAUGAUAUCCGUAAUAAAGUGUUUAAAUUUUUAAAUAAGAUGGCAUCAAAAUAUGGUGAAUAUUUUGUUAUUAACAAUAAUAAUAAUAUUUUUCAAAAUAUAUUAUUACCAAGUAGUUAUUUAAAUUUAACAAAAAUGAUUGCUGACAUGAAAACAUUUUAUAACAUUGAUUCUAUAAUUUUAUCCUCAAUUGAAUUGGAUGUUAAUCCUGGACAUGUAGAUGGUACUAGUAAAGUUCAUGGUAUUUUUACCAUAAAAAGUAAUGAAAAAAUAUUUAAUCAUGAAAAAGAAGGUUUAGAAAAGUACAAAAUAUAUAAAAAUCUUCAAUAUAUUUUUAAUGAUACAUUUAAUGAUGAAGAAUAUCAUCAAUUAGCAAAUAAUAUAUAUGAUAUUGAAAAAAUAAUAUUUGAAAAAAAGAAUAAUAAAAAAAAUAUAUCAGAAAUUGUAAAAUUAAAAGAUAUUCAUGGUCGUUGGAAUAUUUUAAAUAUACAUUCAUAUAUAAAUUAUAUCUCACGUUUUAAUAGAGAUUUAAAUAGAAAGUUGGUAAAUAAUGAAAUUAGUAUAGCAAUUGAUGAUCCACAAUUUUUUUCAUUAAUUGAUAAUUUGAUUACUAAAGAGGAUGAAUAUAGAAAUUUCAAAAAUUAUAUUUUAUAUAAAGGUGUAAUAUCAAUUUUAAAUUUUUACAAUACAACAAGAGAUUCAUUUUAUUGUUCAAAUUUAAUUGGUGAACAUUUACCACUUUUAAACACCAGAAUUAUUAAUAAAGGAUUAUCAUUUUUUGAAAAAGAUUCAAUGGAAAUGUUAGCACAAAAGUAUGUCUAUACAUCAUAUAAUAGUAUUAUUGAACUUCUUAAUUCAUUUAAAAAUAUUAAUCAUGAUAUUAAAAAUAAAAUUAGAAAAACUUUUGAUUCCAUAAGAAUUUUAUCUGGUGCACCAAGAUGGAUUUUUAAUGAUGUUGAAAUUUAUAAAUAUUAUGGAAAUUUAUCAAUAUCAAUACAUCAAACAUUUGAUGAAAUGAUUGAAAAAUUAAAUAAAUUUAAAGAGAUUAAAAAAUUAGAUGGUAUUUUAGGCGAUAUUUCAGUUGAUGAAUUUCUAUAUUCUGAUGGUAGUAAAUUAAGUAAAAAUAUAUAUUAUUGUUUAAUAACUAACACUAUCUAUCUUCCAAGUUCAGCAUUCUUUUUAAUGUUAAAAUCAUUUAAUGAUCCAAAACUAUCAUUAAAUAAUAUUAUUUUAUCACAAGUUGGAUAUGAAUUGGGAAAAGUUAUAAUACCAUAUAAGGAUACUUUAUUUAAUAAUAUUUCUAUUACAAAUAAAAAUACAACAAAUUUUUAUAAUAAUACUUUACAAAAUGAUUCAUAUUGUUUAAAUAAUAUUAUUUAUGGUAAUAAAAAAAAAUAUAUUAAAGAAUGGGAUGAAGAAAUGGUUAAAAGUUUAAUGCGUCAUAUGAUUGCUAUACAAUCAUCAUAUUCAGUAUACAAUAAUUAUAUAAUUGUUUUCCAAAACGACUAUUUUCCUUUUCAUAAUAAUAUAAGGAAGGAUCCAAAAAAAUUAGAAGAUUUUUAUUUUUACUAUGAAAUAAAAGAGUACAUUUGUACUAUUGAAAAUUCAAAUAUUCGUGAUGUUAUUAUAGAUCUCCUUUCAUUGAUGUAUUCCUUUCAAGUUUCAAAAGAUUGUCACUCACCAUUUAAUGCUCCAACAUGUUUAAAUUGGUUAUCUUUAAAAUGGUUCAAGUUCCCAACAAAUUAA